AGACUGACCUCUGAGUGUUUUAGCACUUACCGACACCUUGUGAUGCUCCUAUGUGUGAAAUCAGAGAAACGAUGGAGGACAUAGACGCCAUGUUCAGUCAGUUGCUCGGUGAGAUUGACCAUCUCAGCCUGAGUUUAUCACCACCAGUGGAUUCACCGGACGUGGAUCCUGAUUCACAAAGACAAAACACCUUCUCUGUCAGCUUCACAGACCUGAAUGAGUCUCUUAAUGAACUGGAGGACCACGACCUGGAUGCCCUGGUGGCUGACCUGGCAUCAAACGUAGCCCCGCAAGAUCUUCCCACUUAUCAGCAGAACAGCAGCUUCACAGAAAACCAAACUGCACCACCUGCCACAACUCAGCCUGCAGUGGCUGCUUCACCAAAUACUGCGGAGAUAUCAGCAGUGCCACAUAGGCGUGAACCUCAAACAAAGGCAGAGAAAAUUAAAUUGGCUCUGGAAAAGCUGAAAGAAGCUAAAGUGAGGAAGUUGAUAGUGAAGGUGAUGAUGGGUGAUGGCAGCUCCAAGACUCUCAUGGUGGACGAGAGAGAAACGGUGCGAGAGGUUCUGGACAAACUGUUUGAAAAGACACACUGUGACCGCAACGUCGACUGGAGUCUGUGUGAGGCCAAUCCCGAGCUGCAGAUAGACAGAUGCUUCGAGGACCAUGAAAGUUUAGUGGAGCUGCUGUCUGCGUGGACUCGCCACAGCCCAAACAAGAUUUAUUUCGUGUCAAGGCCUCAGAAGUACGUGAUGUUCACAGAGCCACAGUUAUUUUACAUGUGGGAGGAGAAGAGGACAGUUGUGAGUCAAUUUAAUGAGCAAGCCAAACAACUCCUGCUCAAGGAGCAUUUUGAGGGUUCUACUGUGUUAGUUCCUGAUCUUGAGGGAACGAUGUUCUUGAAGGAAGACGGGAAGAAGGUUUGGAAACCUCGAUACUUCACACUCAGGGCCUCUGGUAUUUACUAUGUACCAAAGGGAAAAACUAAGUCUUCCAGUGAUCUUGCCUGUUUUGUCCGUUUUGAUAAAGUCAGCGUCUACGCCACAAACAACUACAAACAGAUAUACAGAGCUCCCACCAACUUCUGCUUCCUGCUUAAGCAUCCCUGUAUCCAGAAAGAGUCUCCUUACAUCAAGUUCCUGUGUUGUGACAGUGAACGCACACUGUUGCUGUGGGUCAACUCCAUCCGAAUAGCCAAGUAUGGGACGGAUCUGUAUAAGAACUACCGAGCCGCAGAGAAGAGAGUGUCCACUCAGCAAGAUGUCCACUUUGCAGGACACACAGACAAACCUAAAAGCCACAGAACUGGGAUCAGUUUACAACCAGCAGCAUCAUCAUCUACAGACACAGAUGUUAUAGACUAUCCUCCAGAGUCACCACCUACCUUCAUUCCUCUUCCUCCUCCUCCUCCUCCUCCUCCUCCUCCUCCUGGCUACACACCUAUAUAAAGCACAUCCUCACCUUUUUCUGUCUCUGUUUUAAAACUUCAGAUGUCCUAGAUUUAAUCCCCACUGCUUAUUAUUCUGGAUAAAAACCAAUAAUGAGCAAUCUGAAAUGGACAAACAUGUAAUCGUACACAAGUGUUACCAUGCCUGAUACAAAAACUAACAACAUUUUUGGUUAUUUAAUUAUAUUUAUUUGUGCUUUGUAUGUUCGUAUGUUUAUUUCCAAGCACAAUAAGAAAAAAAAAGUCAGUUCUGUUUGUUGUUUCAGCUGUUUAUUACAAAAAGACUGUACAUAAAUUUAAAUGAACACAUCCUAUGUACAAAUUGAGAAGACAAAGAUUGAAUUUUGUUCACAUGAACAUUGAAGUUACUGAGCUUGUUGUUUUUUAGUUAUUUUUUUGCCCACUUUUGCUCAUAAGAAAACACACAUCAAAUAAAGGCGCCUUGACCUGUGAUGCCCUGAAAUGCAAGACGUUACAUGGUAAACAUUACAAAGUUCUGCACAUCAGUGGUUGUCUCGUUUCUCUAUGAAAGAAGUAUAAAUAAACCCUUGUACAUACAAACUGCCAACAGACCUUCCUCAGCAGUCUCAGACGUAAGAACGAGUCGAAUGCAACGCUAGAAAUACAUUUAAGUAGAAAAAGUUUUCUCACCAAAACAAAAAAAAAUGACCUCAUAUGAUGGA
Solea solea (common sole) is the source of this 2130-nucleotide messenger RNA. Its product is annotated as amyloid beta A4 precursor protein-binding family B member 1-interacting protein-like. The transcript is spliced from 13 exons. Bases 51 to 1448 code for a protein of 465 amino acids. Gene Ontology annotation, cellular component: cytosol; plasma membrane. The record is from RefSeq and is a predicted model, not a curated record. Gene Ontology annotation, biological process: signal transduction. NCBI's taxonomy places the organism in Eukaryota, Metazoa, Chordata, Actinopteri, Pleuronectiformes, Soleidae.